Molecule: messenger RNA, 786 nt
Organism: Soboliphyme baturini
Lineage: Eukaryota; Metazoa; Nematoda; Enoplea; Dioctophymatida; Soboliphymatidae
Source: the annotation of a GenBank genome assembly
AUGGCCUCAGUUGUUGACUCGUUGACUUCGUCCAUGGAGCUGCGGGCGAAGCCUGGCGAAUGGCUCGAGAAGCACUGGUCUCAGUGCUUUUACUGGAUCGCCGCUUACCUGUUGUUCGUCACCUGGGGUCAAGCGUUUAUGCAGAAGAGGGAAGCGUUUAAACUGAAGAAGUGGCUGAUCGUCUGGAAUGCGUUUUUGGCCGGCUUCAGUAUCAUCGGCACUAUUCGCAUAUUUCCUGAAUUCUACUUCACUCUGCAGCGGUACGGCUUCAAGAAAUCUUACUGUUUCGUCGGAAGUCUCUACGACGGCACGCAUGGCUACUGGAUCGUGUUGUUCCACCUUUCGAAGUUGUUAGAGUUGGGUGACACCGUAUUCUUGGUGCUUCGCAAACGCCCGGUUAUUUUCCUGCAUUGGUACCAUCACGCCGUUGUGCUGCUGUACUCAUGGUACGCGUACGGCUACUUCUCGGCAUCCAUUCGUUGGAGCGUCUUUAUGAACAUCCUAGUGCACUCGUUUAUGUACUCCUACUACUUUCUCAGAUCCGUUGGGUGUCGCCUGCCGUUGCUGGUCGCUCCUUGCAUCACUUCAAUGCAGUUAAUGCAGUUCGUCGUUGGCUCAUACAUAAGCGUGGAUGUGUUCUACCGUGUUACUUUCACUUCGGAGCCGUGCGACUCUAAUCCGAUCAUCGCUGGCAUGCAGCUCUUCCUCUACAUCAAUUUCCUCGUCUUGUUCUCUGAGUUUUUCUACCGUUCUUACGUGAGCAACGCCAAGGUUAAGAACGAAUAA